Molecule: messenger RNA, 837 nt
Organism: Cyphellophora europaea CBS 101466
Lineage: Eukaryota; Fungi; Ascomycota; Eurotiomycetes; Chaetothyriales; Cyphellophoraceae
Exons: 1
Coding region: 1-837 (278 amino acids)
Biological process (GO): endoplasmic reticulum to Golgi vesicle-mediated transport
Cellular component (GO): TRAPPIII protein complex; TRAPPII protein complex; TRAPPI protein complex
Source: RefSeq, a predicted model, not a curated record
AUGGCAGCGCCGCCUACGGUCCCUUCAUUUCACGCUCCUCACCCUUCGCAGUCCUCCAUCCGUCACUCCUCUCAACCCAGUCUUCAAUCCACAUCUCAACCGUCGCUCACAUCGCCCGAUGCGACAUCCCUCCCGUCACGGCCCCUCUCAUCCUCCACUUUCCAACCGCAACAACACAGUCUUCGCACUCCAACACAUCGCCGCACUAUCUACGACCGUAACCUCAACCGUUCCUCGCGUGCCGAACUAUCUCGCUCUACCUUCGCCUUCCUCAUCGGUGAAUCAAUAGCAUACCACCACCGCCGCAUAAAAAGCAUUGCCGACUUUGAAGCCCGCCUGAACAGCCAGGGCUACCUCUUGGGUAGCAAGUGUCUGGACCUCCUACUCUACCGGCAAACACCGGCGGGUUCGUCCGCCUCCGGCAGCAGCAGUAGCGGCUCUUCCAGCUCCAGCAAGGAAAGCGCGCUCGCCGUGCGCCCGUUACGGCUCAUCGGCUUGCUGACGCUGCUGACCACGAAACUGUACCCGCUACUGUUCUCGCGGCCGGCCGACUCUCUGGAGCAGAGCACCACCAAUAAGAAUGAAUACAUGGUCAUAGACAACACGCCAUUGACAAAUGCCUAUAUCACCGUGCCAAAGGAGAUGAGCCAGCUGAGCGUCGCAGCAUACAUUGCGGGCAUAUUGGAGGGGGUAUGUGAUGCAAGUGGCUUUGCUGCUAAGGUGAGUGCCCAUAAUGCCGGGACGGACGUGUGGCCCGCUCGGACUGUCUUCUUGGUCAGGUUUGACGAGGGUGUCGUGGGGCGGGAUCAAGAGCUGGAACGAGGGGGUAUCAAGUGA